CAGGCGCCAUGUCCGGCCGCGAAGGUGGCAAGAAGAAGCCCCUGAAGCAGCCCAAGAAACAGGCCAAGGAGAUGGACGAGGAAGAUAAGGCAUUCAAGCAGAAACAGAAGGAGGAGCAGAAGAAACUCGAGGAGCUAAAAGCAAAGGCCGCGGGGAAGGGUCUCCUGGCCACAGGUGGAAUUAAGAAAUCUGGCAAAAAGUAAGCUGUUCUUGUGCCCGAGGCAAUGAUGAUCCUUAAUUCCAUUCCUGUUUAAACAUCUGGAUUCCCUGUCAUAGCAUCUGUUGCUACCUAUAGCUGGAAUGAAGUGUUGUCUUAGAUCCUGUUGUACAUUUAAGAAUAAACUUUUGUAAAAAAAAAAAAAAUGAAAA
Enhydra lutris kenyoni (northern sea otter) is the source of this 369-nucleotide messenger RNA. RefSeq names its product translation machinery-associated protein 7. Lineage: Eukaryota; Metazoa; Chordata; Mammalia; Carnivora; Mustelidae. The coding region runs from base 9 to 203 and encodes 64 amino acids. The record is from RefSeq and is a predicted model, not a curated record. The transcript has a single exon.